Messenger RNA from Oldenlandia corymbosa var. corymbosa, 3423 nucleotides. The record is from the annotation of a GenBank genome assembly. NCBI's taxonomy places the organism in Eukaryota, Viridiplantae, Streptophyta, Magnoliopsida, Gentianales, Rubiaceae.
AUGGUGAGACUAUUGGGAUUAGCAAGGGGGCUAGUUGGGGAACCUGCUGAGUUGCCAAGGGAGAUUACUCGUUCGAUUCCGACCAGUGAGAAUGUUGGUGAGAGCGGGUGGCUUAUCCGUUUCUUUGAUUCAGCAUUUUUCUGUGAAUGGAUUGCCGUCAGCUACUUGUACAAGCAUGAUCAUGCAGGUGUUAGGGAUUACCUAUGUAAUAGAAUGUACACCCUGCCCCUUCCGGGCAUUGAAAGUUACUUGUUUCAGAUAUGUUACAUGCUUAUAUACAAGCCUAGCCCUUCCUUGGAUAAGUUUGUUAUCGAUAUCUGCUCAAAAUCACUUAAAAUUGCACUUAAAGUGCACUGGUUCUUGAUGGCUGAGCUUGAGGACAAUGAUGAUAAUGAGGGAAUUAGUAGGAUUCAGGAGAAGUGCCAAAUUGCAGCUACUUUGAUGGGUGAGUGGCCCCCUUUGAUUAGGCUGCAAAAUGCUGCUUCGUCGAGUCCUCUGGGUAAGAACCAAGUGCUCAAUAGAUUGCUCUCUUCAAAGCAGAAACUCUUGUCUCUGACGUCCUCUCCUCCUGGGGGGCAGCGCUCAGUGUCAUUUUCAUCUUCUUCUGGACAUAACUUGCAGCAGGAUGAUGGUAGUGGUAGCAAUGGAAUCCUUACUAACAAGGUGUCAUCACCUGAUGAUAAUAAGAUCUUCAAGAAGUUAAUUCCUGGAACAAAAAUGAGGGAUGCACUACUUUUCAGAAAAUCAGUUGACAAGGAUGAGGAAGAUACAGAGAAGGAUGGCUUUUUCAAGAGGUUGUUGAGAGAUAGUAGAGAUGAAGACACCAAGAAAUCUGUGGACAGAAUUGAUGUGGAGUCUGAAAAAGAAGGGUUUUUCAAAAGGUUGCUUAGAGAUAGCAGAGAUGAGGAUGUUCGUAAAUCAGUGGAUGAUGAUGAACCAGAGAAGGAGGGUUUCUUCAAGAGGUUGCUCAGGGAUAAUAGGGAUGAAGAUUCUCGAAAAUCUAUGGAUAAAGAUGAUGACGAAUCAGAAAAGGAUGGGUUUUUCCGGAGGUUGUUAAGAGAUAGUCGGGAUGAAGAUGAGGAGCUAACUUCUAGCUCGGAUGGGUUCUUUAAAAGAUUAUUUCGUGACAGCAAAAGUGAAGCAGAGGAAAAACCUGGUUCAAGAUCUGGAGAAGAUGACGGUAAAGAUGGAUUCUUUAAGAAGAUUUUCAAGGAGAAAUUUGAUGAGAAAAAAGAUAUGGGUGAAAGAAAUGAUGAAGAGGGAAAAGCACGAAGAACUUCCGAAGAUGAUGGGUUCUUCAAAAAAUUCUUUAAAGAAAAAUUCGAGGACAAGAAAGAUAGCGAUCAUGAGGAUGGAAAAGAGCAGCUAAAUGGGGAAGAAGAUGAGCCUUCAGAGUUUUCAUUGUUUCGCAGGAUAUUUCGAGUGCAUCCUGAGGACCCAAAAUCUCCUGCUGUUGACAAUAAUAAUGGUAAUGAUAGCAGUCCUGGAACAGAAAAGUUUUUCCGCAAGCUGUUCCGGGAUCGCGAUCGAUCUGUGGAAGACUCGGAGCUUUUUGGUUCAAGAAAGAGCAAGGAGAAUGCUCCUGGCUCGCCAAAGCAUUCAAAACCUCCACUUCCAAUGAGUGGUGCAUCACAUUUCCGGAAGGGGGCAUAUCAUGCAUCACUUGACUUUGUACUAUCUUUAUGCGACACUUCAUAUGGAUUAGUAGAUGUGUUUCCAAUUGAAGACCGGAAGAGUGCCCUUUGUGAGUCGCUCACGGAGAUCAAUUCCCAGAUUGCUGCUUCUCAGAGCAGUGGAGGGGUUUGUUUCCCAAUGGGAAAGGGAGUGUAUCGUGUAGUUCAUAUACCUGAAGAUGAAGCUGUUCUUUUGAAUUCUAGGGAAAAAGCUCCGUAUUUGAUCUGUGUUGAAGUUCUGAAAAGUGACAUGGCCAGCAACUUGAAAGAUGGGUCAAAUUCACAGAAGCUUUCUAAAGGAGGCAUCCCUUUAGCCAAUGGAGAUGCAUUAUUGCCUAAACCGCCACCUUGGGCAUAUCCAUUAUGGACUGGAAAUGAUAUGUACCAUAGUGGUUAUGAUAGGAUGUCGAGGUCUACUUCUCAAGCGAUAGAUGAGGCAAUGACUCAAUUGUGGGAAGCUAAAGUAAAAUUUGUUCGUGUGAAUCUUGCUGUGGAGAGUCAAUCAAUCUCAGAAAUUCAAUUUUGUAGCUGUGAGAAUGGUUCAAUAUGUAGCCAAAGUAGAGAUACUGUGGGUCUUCCUCAGCAGAAGAAGGGCCUGGAAAAUGAAUGGGUGAAGGUUACUUUGACAACCGAUCCUGGAGUUAGCAUGGAUGACAUUGUUGACCAAGAACCACAAAGGAGGAGAAGGGAGCAUCGUCGUGUCCCUAGUACAGUAGCCAUGGAGGAAGUCAAGGCAGCUGCAUUGAAGGGAGAAGCGCCCCCUGGCCUCCCUCUGAAAGGAGCGGGCCAGGAUUCAUCAGAUGCGCAACCAAAGGCUGGAGGAACUCCUAAGGAAACUGAUGCAUUGUCAGGGGAACUUUGGGAGGUAAAGAAAGAGAGAAUACGCAGAGCCUCAGAUUAUGGGAAAUUACCUGGUUGGGACUUGCGUUCUGUAAUAGUGAAAAGUGGAGAUGACUGUAGGCAAGAGCAUCUUGCUGUACAACUUAUUUCCCACUUCUACGAUAUAUUUCAGGAAGCCGGUCUUCCUCUCUGGCUGCGGCCUUACGAAGUUCUGGUUACAUCCUCGUACACUGCACUAAUUGAAACAAUUCCAGAUACAGCUUCAAUUCAUUCAAUCAAGAGUAGGUAUUCCAACAUUAGCAGUUUGAGGGAAUUUUUUAAUGCCAAGUAUCAAGAGAAUUCUCCAAGUUUUAAGCUUGCGCAGAGAAAUUUCGUUGAAAGCAUGGCUGGAUAUUCUCUAGUUUGCUAUCUCUUACAGAUAAAGGAUCGCCAUAAUGGAAAUCUUUUGUUGGAUGAAGAAGGUCAUAUUAUCCAUAUUGAUUUUGGCUUCAUGCUCUCUAAUUCCCCUGGAGGUGUUAACUUUGAAAGUGCACCAUUCAAGUUAACUCGUGAACUUCUGGAGGUUAUGGAUUCUGAUGCUGAGGGUGUUCCAAGUGAGUUUUUCGAUUACUUCAAAGUUCUAUGCAUCCAGGGAUUCCUUACAUGCCGGAAGCAUGCAGAGCGGAUAAUUCUUCUUGUUGAGAUGGUGCAGGAUUCUGGUUUCCCUUGUUUCAAGGGUGGUCCCAGGACAAUACAGAACUUGAGGAAACGGUUUCACCUCAGUUUGACAGAAGAGCAAUGUGUGUCCUUGGUGCUUUCUCUAAUCAGCAGCAGCUUGGAUGCAUGGAGAACUCGUCAAUACGAUUACUACCAGAAGGCUUUGACUCAAGGAAAGGAAAGUGAGACCUUACUGGCAUUAAGGAUGGUGUAA